ACACCAAGAAAAAUCGGUCAGCGCCAAAACUUGCCCAAACAAAUUGAAUCCCUUAUCCACAAAAACACAACCAAAAAUGCAACCAAGCUAACACUGCAAAACCAUGACCACCAUUUUGAAUCCUACCAUCACAUUACUCCAAACCAAGAUUAAAAAAUCACCACCUUACACCCACCAACACCCCCAUAAAACGUCGGCGAUUCGAUCAUCGCUCUUCGAUGAAGUCGAAAACCUAACGAACCGGCGAAAGAUAUUGGUUACAACAUUGCUAGGAGGGUUAGGCCUAAAUGUUGCAUGUUCACCAUUGAAAGCACAAGCAGAAGAAUUUAAAUGGGGCACACGUUCUUUUAUUUGGGAGCGGUUUUUUGAGCCCGGUUUAUCACCGGAGGAUGCGGUGUCUAGGAUAAAGAACACGGCUGAGGGGCUUCAUAGCCUAAGGCACAUGUUGGAGACUAUGUCAUGGAGGUAUGUCAUAUUUUACAUUAGACUAAAACAAGCUUAUUUGAAGCAGGAUAUGAAGAGUGCUAUGAUUAUGGUUCCUGAAGGCAGAAGGGAUGAUUAUUCUAAUGCUGCUAAUGAGUUGGUAGAUAACAUGGCUGAGUUUGAUUACUAUGUCCGAACACCAAAAGUAUACGAAUCAUACGUAUCCUAUGAGAAGACAUUGAAAUCAAUCGACAAUCUCUUGGGAUUCUUAGCAUAAUAAAAACAGGGGACUCUGUUUAAGCUCUGCCAUUAUAUCGAUCUGCAGCACAAGUUCAGUAAAUAUAAUUCUUGUUGUAAUAUUGAACAUUACUCAGCCCGACUUUUUUCGCUGAUUAAUGUUCUAUUUUAGCUUGAUAUUCAAGAAGAUGAUUAAAAAUUCACUUGAUUAAUGAUCAUGUUCAAAUAUGAA
Spinacia oleracea (spinach) is the source of this 892-nucleotide messenger RNA. RefSeq names its product photosynthetic NDH subunit of lumenal location 2, chloroplastic. Gene Ontology annotation, molecular function: calcium ion binding. NCBI's taxonomy places the organism in Eukaryota, Viridiplantae, Streptophyta, Magnoliopsida, Caryophyllales, Amaranthaceae. The transcript is spliced from 2 exons. Gene Ontology annotation, biological process: photosynthetic electron transport chain; photosynthesis. The record is from RefSeq and is a predicted model, not a curated record. The coding region runs from base 104 to 700 and encodes 198 amino acids. Gene Ontology annotation, cellular component: photosystem II oxygen evolving complex; extrinsic component of membrane; photosystem II.